Messenger RNA from Patella vulgata (common limpet), 1985 nucleotides. RefSeq names its product COMM domain-containing protein 9. The transcript is spliced from 6 exons. The record is from RefSeq and is a predicted model, not a curated record. Lineage: Eukaryota; Metazoa; Mollusca; Gastropoda; Patellidae. Bases 119 to 709 code for a protein of 196 amino acids.
GAAAGAGUACUCGACAGUUUUCGCCACAAUGUAAAUACGCCCAUAGUAAAGUCACGUGGUGAAAAAAGGACACCGUUGUUGUUGUAAUUUACUUGAAAUUAAGGACAAAGUUUUCAAAAUGCAGUGCGAAUUUUCGGAUUUAAAUGUUCUGUUAAAGGCAUCCUCCAAAGAUGAUGUUAUACAGAUUUGUCGUGAAGCAUUUUUAUACCGAAAUAAACCAGUAUUAUCUGAUAAUAUUUUAAAUAUGGCUAUAGAUAAACUAGGCUCUGAUAGAUCUACUGUUACUAAGUUAUAUAAAAGUUUGAGUGUAUUAUUAAAGAUGUCAGUAUUCCAUGGAUCAUCGGAUCCCAAGUUUCUACUCCAGUUAUAUCCUAGUGAUUUUCAGAAGAAUUUAAAAGAGUUAUUAAUUAAGAUUACUAUAGAUAAUAUGAGUAGCUGGAAGUCUAUAGCUAGUGCUAGUCAAGUAUCGCUACCUAAUUUAGUAGAUUUUGAUUGGCGUGUGGACGUCAAGACAUCCUCUGAUUCUAUAGCAAGGAUGUCCGUUCCCACCUGUAUCUUAAACAUGCAGGUUCAGGAGACAGCAACUGAUGUAAAUUCUAUGCCUGAUGUUAAUGGUGUGCAGGUUGAACUCUCUAAAGAAACACUUGACACCAUGUUGGAUGGUUUAUCAAAAAUACGAGACCAAUUAAACUCCGUAGCCAAUAGAUGAUCAGCUCGUAAUUCUAUUUAUACUUUGUUAUUCUGGACCAGCGGUGUCCAAUCUAUGGUAUACGUCACACAAUGGGCCGUUUCAAGUGGCACAUUGCACCUCAUAAUAAUAAUAAUGAUCGAACAUUCAUAAUAACACAACUUUAUGGAUUUAUUACUUCUUGACAUUGAUUGUUAUAAAUUGUUUUACUCAUGGAUGUACUAUAAAUGUAAGGUUAUUAUUCAUUAUUGAUCAUUACUUGAUAAAGAUACCUGUAAGGUUAUUGAAACGUGUGUAAUAAACCAAGAAGUAGUAAAUCUAUAAAGUUGUUAUUAUGAAUAUUAAUACCAUUAUUAAAAUAAUAUUUAUAUUUAUAUAUACAUAGAUUAAAUGGGGGACGGAAGCGUGUAAUAAACUAACAAGCAGUAAAUCCAUUUUUCCAUGAAAAAAUUCAUUUUACUUGUGUCCCUGUCUUUGGAUAUGUUGGCCAUUUACAGUAAGCCCAUAACAAAAAGAUAUAUUCUGGGGCCUGUUUCACGAAAUUUUAACUAACAUAAAAUCCAAAUUUUAGUAAUUUGAUUGGAUAAUAUUAGAAUGAUUUUAGUGCUUAGCCAAUCAAAAUUGAAGUAUCUACUAAAAUUUGGAUUUUAUCUUUAGUUAAGAUUUCGAGAAACAGGGCCCAGAUUCUUAUAAUAUUUUUAUGGGUGUAGUCAGAGAGUUUAAAAAUAAAGUUGUUAAGUUUAUUUUGUAUCUGUUUUAUUGUCAGUCCUGUAAAAUAAUGGUGUCGGUUGUACUUGAUAAAAAUAAUACCGGCCAUUUUGAACUUUUUGUGUGUGAAAUAGUUUUAUUUAACGUCUGCUUCCACUGAAGUGAUAUCAAAGAUAAUUUAACUUUUUGUCGGACAUUAUGGAACCUUUUGUCUGUGUGAAAUGGCUUUAACGUCUGCUUCUACUGAAGUGAUAUCGAAGAUAAUUGAACCUUUUGCCGGACAUUUGGAACCUUUUGUCUGUGUUAAAUGGCUUUAACGUCUGCUUCCACCAAAGUGAUAUGGAAGAUAACUGAACUUUUUGCUGGACAUUUGGAACUUUGUGUGAAAUAGCUGUAAUAUCCACUUCCACCAAAGUGAUAUUGCCAACAAUUUAAUUUUUUGCCGGACAUGUAUUAAUUUAAUUAAUAAAAACACUGCAAAAAGACAAAAUGGCCGACAGAGGGACUGUGACAGAUGCCUUAUUUCCAGGCUUGUGUAUUGUUAUGUUAAUUCAGAAAAACUAAUAAAGAUUAAUUUAUUAUGAUUUUA